Molecule: messenger RNA, 778 nt
Organism: Psylliodes chrysocephalus
Lineage: Eukaryota; Metazoa; Arthropoda; Insecta; Coleoptera; Chrysomelidae
Source: the annotation of a GenBank genome assembly
AUGAUGCUCUAUUGCAUAAAUAACAGCACUACAUUAGAUGAGAUUCGUAUCUCGUUUUUUGAGCCCCACCACGGACAAAGUGAAGGGGAUAGUGCACAUAGUGCCAUAGGAUAUGCCGUUAAGGGAGCGGGAGAUAUUUUUAUACCCUCACAAUUAACAAGUAUAAUAAGACUGGCUAGACGCAAACACCCUUACAAUGUAGAAGGGAUGAAUCCUGAAAAGUUUCUAGCUUUCAAGGAACUGUCUAAAAAUCUACGAAUCCUGACCAUUCGAAAGUGUGACAAUUCCAGUGACACCGUCGACUGGACAAAGUGUGCCCUAUUGGGCAAUGGCAAUUUAAUCUUCCAAAUUUAUGUUGUAAAAUUAAAUUUCCAACGAUAUUUAGAAAUUUUAAACGAACAUAAUAAUAAUAUAUCCGAUGGUUUUUUGGACGACUUAACGCUGAAUGAGAAUCGAGUUAUAUUUUUUCAAUACGAUGGGGCAACUCCUCACAAUACUAGAAACGUCUCUGAAUUGUUAAAUCUUUAUUUUAGAGACACAUGGAUAGGGACAAAGGAACCGUUAUUGGUCGCUGCAACGUUUGCAGCUUCUUUGUUCGAACCGAAAGAAGAUAAUUUAAACAACUACGAUUUAGAAAAACAUUUUAAUGAAAAUGAUAACAUAACUGUUACGGAUAUAAUCACUACACCUAUACGGCUUAUAUUUAGGAUAAUAUGGUGCCUUUUCACAAUACCUUUUCGCUUUCUUGGAAAUAUUUUAGACAAAUUAACUUAGCUAA